ACAGACGGCGAGAGAGAGAGAGAGAGAGAGAGAGGGAGAGUCACGCUGCUCCAGGACAAGAGGAAGGUUUGGCUCUUUGCAUGGUAGCUUCAGUGAUCAUCAGUGAGGAUGAGGAGCCGCAGUAACUCAGGGGUGAGGCUGGAUGGAUAUGCCAGACUGGUCCAAGAGACAAUCCUGUGCCACCAGAACCCAGUGACAGGACUCCUGCCUGCCAGUGCCCAGAAGAAGGACGCCUGGGUGAGGGACAAUGUGUACAGUGUCCUGGCUGUGUGGGGGCUGGGCAUGGCCUAUCGCAAGAAUGCAGACCGCGACGAAGACAAGGCCAAAGCCUAUGAACUGGAGCAGAGUGUGGUGAAGCUGAUGCAGGGGCUUCUGCAGUGCAUGAUGAGACAGGUGGCCAAGGUGGAGAAGUUCAAACACACUCAGAGCACAGGGGAUUGCUUACACGCUAAAUAUGAUACUCCCACCUGCGCCACUGUGGUCGGGGACGACCAGUGGGGACAUCUACAGGUGGAUGCCACAUCCAUUUACCUGCUGAUGCUGGCAGAGAUGACAGCCUCGGGUCUCCGUAUCAUCUCGAACCUGGAUGAGGUCGCCUUUAUCCAGAACAUGGUCUUCUACAUAGAAGCUGCCUACAAAGUGGCGGAUUAUGGGAUGUGGGAGCGAGGUGACAAAACCAACCAGGGAAUCCCUGAGCUCAACGCCAGCUCUGUAGGAAUGGCGAAGGCAGCUCUGGAGGCCAUAGAUGAGCUGGAUCUUUUUGGUGUCCAUGGAGGACCAAAGUCAGUCAUCCACGUUUUACCUGAUGACGUAGAACAUUGUCAGUCCAUCCUGUGCUCCAUGCUGCCACGAGCUUCUACUUCAAAGGAAAUAGACGCCGGCCUUCUGUCCGUCAUUUCCUACCCCGCCUUUGCUGUCGAGGAUGCUGACCUGGUCGCCAUCACGAAGUCUGAAAUCAUAAACAAGCUGCAGGGUCGCUAUGGCUGCUGCCGCUUCAUCAGGGAUGGAUAUCGCUGUCCUAAAGAGGAUCCAUCUCGGCUGCACUACGAUCCCGCAGAGCUCAAACUGUUUGAGAAUAUUGAAUGUGAAUGGCCAGUUUUCUGGACCUACCUCAUCCUGGACGGUAUCUUUUCUGAAGACCUUGUGCAGGUGCAGGAGUACCGAGAGGCCCUGGAGGGCAUUUUGAUCAGAGGGAAGAACGGCAUUAAACUGGUGCCGGAACUUUAUUCUGUACCACGUGACAAGGUGGACGAGGAGUACAGGAAUCCUCACACAGUGGACAGAGCGGCGAUGGGGCAGCUGCCGCACAUGUGGGGACAGUCACUCUACAUUCUUGGCUGUCUUCUGGCCGAGGGGUUUUUAGCACCAGGAGAGAUCGAUCCGCUCAACAGGAGAUUUUCGACACAAUUCAAGCCAGAUGUUGUGGUACAAGUUUGUAUCCUUGCCGAGUCUGAGGAGAUCCAGCAGUUGUUAAAUGAUCACGGGAUAACUGUCCAGACGAUGUCGGAGGUUCUGCCGAUCCGGGUCAUGCCUGCUCGCAUCCUGAGCCAUGUCUAUGUCAAACUGGGAAAUUGCAAGAAACUGAGUUUGAGCGGGAGGCCCCACAGACACAUCGGAGUUCUAGGAACCUCCAAAUUCUACGAGAUCAGAAGUCGCUCCUAUAUAUUUACCCCUCAGUUUCUGGAUCAGCACCACUUCUACCUGGCACUGGACAACCAGAUGAUUGUGGAGAUGUUACGAACGGAGCUGGCGUAUCUCUCCUGCUGUUGGAGGAUGACGGGACGACCCACGCUCGCGUUCCCCGUCACCCGGAGCAUGCUGGUUGAAGACGGAGAUGCGAUUGAUCCUUGUAUCCUAGCAACGCUCAGGAAACUACAGGAUGGCUACUUUGCUGGAGCGAGGGUCCAAAUAUCAGACCUGUCCAGCGUCCAGACCACGUCGUUCCACACUCGCCUCAGCUUCCUGGAGGAGGAGAACGACGACAGCUUGCCUGACGACGAAGAAGAGGAUGAAGCUUAUGAAUAUGGAGAAUAUAACCAGUGUGGACCCUCAGAGGACUCAGAGAACGUCUUUGAUCAGUACCUCACGCAGCUGCUCCACAGCACCAGCACCAAGAGCCACCUUCCUCCCAUCCAGAAGGGGCAGCAUGACCACAUCUUUAGUGCUGAACACACAACAAGAGACAUCCUGUCUUUCAUGGCUCAGGUCCAGGGCCUGAACAUCCCCAAGUCGUCCAUGUAUCUGCCCGUGACUCCUGUCAUGAGCAAACACCGCAGGUCUCUCAACCUCCUGGAAGUUCCUCAUUCUCAGCCCACUCCACACGUAAAGCAACACAAGGUAGAGACCAGCACCCGCCACCCCCCCCACCAGCAACUUUGUUUCUGUUGUGACCUAUUUGAUUUUUUUACACUGACAUACCUUCACAAGCCCCACAGUUCUGCUGAUCUGCACCUGCCCCGGGACUCUCAUGGAAACACAGACUUCGCCGAGUUAGUGAGGCAGCUGAAAGAGUGUUCCACUCUGCAGGACCAGGCCGACAUCCUCUACAUUCUCUACUUAAUGAAAGGAGCUAACUGGGUGGUGGAGCUCUCAGGUCCUGGCCAGGGUGGAGUCAGCGUGCGCUCUCUGUUGGAGGAGCUCUACGCACAAGCUGGAGCCUCUAAAGAGUGGGGUCUCAUCAGAUACAUCUCUGGAAUGCUACGCAAGAGAGUGGAGGUCCUCGCUGAGGCCUGCACGGACCUUAUUUCCCAUCACAAGCAGCUGACUGUGGGUUUACCUCCUGAACCCAGGGAGAGAGUCAUCACUGUGCCUCUUCCUCCAGAGGAGCUGAACACUCUCAUCUAUGAAGCCAGCGGUCAGGACAUCAGUAUAGCUGUGCUCACUCAGGAGAUCAUGGUGUAUUUAGCCAUGUACGUGCGCUCGCAGCCUGCUCUGUUCGGGGACAUGCUGCGACUCAGGAUAGGACUCAUCAUGCAAGUGAUGGCCACAGAGCUGGCUCGUAGCCUGCACUGCUCUGGGGAGGAAGCGUCUGAGAGUUUGAUGAGCCUGAGUCCGUUUGACAUGAAGAGCCUCCUGCAUCACAUCCUCAGUGGGAAGGAGUUUGGGGUGGAAAGAAGCAUGCGCCCAGUCCAGUCCACGGCCACCAGUCCUGCCAUCUCCAUCCAUGAGUUAGGCCACGCUGGUGUCACCAAGACAGAGCGUGCAGGAAUACACAAACUAAAGACUGAGAUGAAACAGCGGGAUGACUCUCGGCCUCUCAGUAUCGUCAGCGGUGGUCAUUCCCUAGGUAGCAAUGUCACCUCUCCUCGCUCCACGCGCUGCAGCAGCCCGUCCACCCCCAGUGGGAUGCUGUCCCCAGUGGGCCCCGGUUCAAGUGAUGGACAUCUGCAGUGGGAGACGACACAAGGCCAGUGGCUGAGGAGGCGAAGGCUGGACGGUGCAAUCAACAGAGUACCGAUGGGUUUCUACCAGAAGGUCUGGAAGAUCCUGCAGAAGUGCCACGGCCUGUCCAUCGAUGGAUAUGUGCUGCCUUCUUCCACCACGAGAGAGAUGACAGAAGGUGAGAUCAAGUUUGCAGUGCAGGUGGAGUCCGUCUUGAACCACGUCCCUCAGCCAGAGUACCGGCAGCUGCUCGUGGAGACUGUAAUGGUUCUGGGUUUGGUGGCUGACGUGGAGGUGGACAACAUUGGUGGCAUCAUCUACGUGGACCGCAUCCUGCAUUUGGCCAACGACCUCUUCCUCAACGACCAAAAAUCUCACAGUGCCAGUGAUUAUUUCCUUGAGAAGGAUCCAGCGACUGGAAUCUGCAACUUUUUCUAUGACAGUGCCCCCAGUGGCAGCUACGGAACCAUGACCUAUCUGUCCAAGGCGGUGGUGACGUACGUUCAGGACUUCCUCCCAAGUUCCAGCUGCCUAAUGCAGUAAAGAAAUAAAUACAGGGUGUCUUUCUGUCCAUGAAAAGACUGGAAACACUUGAAGAGUACGACUAAACGAAACUUAACCAAGUAUCUCAUGAUGUGCUCAUACGGUUUGUGGUGGCACUGAUGUUGUUUUAGUGUUUUACUCUGUGAGAAACACUCUUGUGUGUCUCUUCCACGAAUGCAUCCAUGGCAGCUGACUGCAAACCACUAUGUACAAAUGUCUUUUUAUUUCAGGGUCCAGACUCAGACUUAUUUAUGACUUAAACGUGCUCUUUCUCUUAAAGACGCACGCUCACGGGACAUUAACACACAUUUUAUUUAAGCUAAACCAUGCAAAGAGUUACUUCAUCUACUGUACUUUCCAGUGUGUGCUCAGUGUUACUCGUGAGGGUGUUGCUAUAAAACACUCGUCUUGAAUUUAAUAUCUCGCCCCCAGCAGUUAAUAUUUUUGAUCUUUCUGCAAGAAUUUUAUUUCCAAAAAAUCCUUUUGUUUAGUCUGGUUUUACAAAUGUAAUGUAAUAAUUUAUUCCAUAGUUUUAACAGAUGAUCUUAGCAUGUGGGAACAAUAAAUAUAUAUGACACAAGACAA
Molecule: messenger RNA, 4509 nt
Organism: Solea senegalensis (Senegalese sole)
Lineage: Eukaryota; Metazoa; Chordata; Actinopteri; Pleuronectiformes; Soleidae
Gene: phka2
Product: phosphorylase kinase, alpha 2 (liver)
Exons: 32
Coding region: 109-3924 (1271 amino acids)
Biological process (GO): glycogen metabolic process
Cellular component (GO): phosphorylase kinase complex
Molecular function (GO): calmodulin binding
Source: RefSeq, a predicted model, not a curated record